Mercenaria mercenaria is the source of this 2671-nucleotide messenger RNA. RefSeq lists its product as uncharacterized. Bases 99 to 1577 code for a protein of 492 amino acids. The transcript has 5 exons. The record is from RefSeq and is a predicted model, not a curated record. Lineage: Eukaryota; Metazoa; Mollusca; Bivalvia; Venerida; Veneridae.
CUAGGCACAGUCUCGUUACUAAGUAUACAAAAAUGGCGGCCAAAUAUGUGUAAAAAAAACAUUUGAUUUCUCUUUUGUUGUGACUGCCUUUAAUUAAAAUGGGUUCGGGAUCAAGUAGCAGCAUCAAAACAAUUCAUAUUGACCAAAAGGAAGAACUGUCAGGGGAGCUGCCAAAAAAGAAAAACAAAUUUUCACCACAAAGGAAAGAAAUUUCAGAGGUAGAACAGCAGUCAAGUCCAACAUCUGAUACAAAUAAGCAAAUAGAAGACAAAGAUGGUACUAUAGAGACAUUAACAAAACAGCUAUGUGAAAGUGAAAGUAAUCGUCUUGACCUGGAAGAUCGUGUGGAAACUCUGUUAAAGGAGCUGGACUAUGUCAAUACACAGAAUGUUGCAAGAGAAGGAGAGGAAAGGCCAUGUGAGGAGACUGUGCAUGCAAAAGACCAUUACAUUAAUAAACUUGAAAAGGAGAAGACAGAAUUAGAGACAGAAGUGAAUAAAAUGAGACAAAGACAGAGAAGAAAACAGAAGCAGUUCAACACUCAGAUGGCAGAAUAUAAACAAGAAGUUAACUUUCAAAUGAUGGAGUUAAAGGAGGAGAUCAACAGGUUAAAACUGGAAAACAAACAACAAACAGGUAACAAAGUGAGUCAAGAAAGCAGUUCUAAAACAUUUCAAAUUGAAGAUUCGCCAAAACUACCAGGAGGAGAGAAGAUGGCACUGAUACUGGAACUAUCAGAACAGGUUACAGAGCAGCAAGAUAGAAUCACCAAACUUGAACGUAAACUUAAAGAAAAAGACCAAAUUGUUGAUGAGCUUAGGUCUAAACUGAAAAACAAUUCCCAGUAUCUUAGUGUUCUGAAUAAAACAAAGGAAGAUAAAGAGAAACAUGAAAGAAAUAAAACAGCUGGUGGUAAUGUGGGUAGUAACACAGGUUAUGCCAAAAACCCUAGUAUAAAGAAUGAUAAAAAUUUGUUCAGAAAUGAGAAUGGCAUUGAUGGUCUCUUCACAGUUGAAGAAGAAAGCUCAGAGAAUGAAGAAGAAAAUUUAACUAAAUUGUCUACACUCUUGCAAGGUGUUAAAUCUAGCAAUAAAGAAUUUAUAAAUUCUGAUCAUUCAGAAGGUGGGGAAAAUGAUGUUUUAGGUAAUGGGCGAAUACCAGAAACAUUUGAAGAUCUUGAAGCAAACAAUGGCAGGGAUUCAGGUUUAGGAUCGGCAGGGAAGAGAGAAGAAAAGGGAGAUAUAAAGUCAGACUCCGGUAAACCAGGCAGAAUUGGAAUGGAAUGGAAAGAUAUGACCCAUUCAUUUGAAUCUGGCUCUGGACUGUCUGAUUCAGAUUUUGAACAGUAUGGACCUGGUCUAAGUAAAGUAUCUAGUGCUCCACCGAAACUCCAGAAUGGUAAUGGAGCAAGGAUAAAGAAGAAAUCAAACAGUUUGAGGCGACAUGCUUCUAGCAAAAAGAAUGAUAGACCACCUAGACCUGGAGUAGCAUUCGUGAACUCUGUUGACACUUUCCACAAAGACGAUCAUAUUAUAAACAAAUUAUCUCCAAUUAUAAGCCCUGUCGAAGUCUCUUGAUGUGAAUUGGUUAUAAGUUAGUUUGCCUACCUGCUUUCAGUCAGUGUAAACCUGACCUACAUGUAUUACUAGCUUAAUCCAACUAACAAGUUCUUCACCUAGACAAUACAUAAUUCCAUGCAGGCAUGGUACAAUGCUAGCCUUUAGUAAAAUUCAAACACUGAUGACUCAAGCUAUGUGCUUUGUUUGCUGUUUUUGUUUCCACUCUUUAUAGUUAUGUAGGUAGAACUUAACUUGUUUGCAGUGCUGUUCCUGCAUUCUGAUAAUUAUCUUUCUAGUCCUUUUAUUUACACAUCCUCAAGAUCCUCUUGUAAAUUUCAUGAUUUGUUUAAAGGGAUCUAAGGUAUUCAAUACAAGUAUUUUUUAAUUGGGGAAAAAUGGUAUUGCUUAAAACAUGUUACAUUUUUCAUAUAGAUUUAAAUACUACUGUACAGAAAUUGUAAUAUUUAUUCCUUGGUGUGUUAAACUAUAUUGUUAUCAGUAUUAAAUUCAUUUUGAAAUAUGUUUUUGUGCAAUUCAAUGUUUGGCAUUGCUUUCAUCAUUGCACUUGUCCUUACUGCUGUAGUUUUGGAAUCUUGUUUAAAGUGUUGAGUCUUUUAUAUGAGGAAACAUUCCAGCUGGCUUACAGAAGGUCAGUGGCUUUACAGUGUUACCAGCCUAUAAAAAGUUUGACUGUAUGAAGUCUAGACCAAAUUAGAUACUAGGUUUUCUGGGGUAAGAACUAGGUCAGGUGAGGGAUACAGGUCUUUCAAAGCCCUCUUGUUUGAAAUUUUAAGGAUCACAAUUUUACAUGGAAAACUAGAUAUUUCACUUACAUGGAAAACUAAAUAUUUCACCAUUAAAUUUACAUUUUCAAAAAUACUUCAAAAAGAUUCUUCUUCCAGCCCGGAGACAUUUAAAGUAAUGUAUAAUUUGUGUAAUUUUUUUUGCAUAAUAAAGCAGCGAAAACCUGUUUAUGAAUUUGGUGGCUCAACCUAUAGAAACUGUAUGUUAACUCUUGUUAUAGAUAUGCAUGUCAUUUUCUUCAAUUUGUUUUUGUUCUUUGUUGAAUUAUUACAAAUUUAUUUUGAAUGAAAUACAUUUUAUAUAGUAAA